AUGAACAUUGCGCCGGUUGGAACAGCGGAGAUAUCUUCUUGGGGGCUGACCAAACCUGCUGGUUUCUGGUGGACUUAUCUGAAGAAGAAAAGCAUGAUAACCGAUAUCUUCGUCACGCUCCGUUGCUUAUCGAAAAGGGUUAUAUCAAGGAACCAUUCAUCUCACAGGAACUUCUCCCCCUGCUACAGGCUUUGCUGUGAUAACCUCGACAUCCUCUAUGCGAGAAGCUAG
Microthlaspi erraticum is the source of this 231-nucleotide messenger RNA. The record is from the annotation of a GenBank genome assembly. NCBI's taxonomy places the organism in Eukaryota, Viridiplantae, Streptophyta, Magnoliopsida, Brassicales, Brassicaceae.